Saccostrea cuccullata (small rock oyster) is the source of this 1685-nucleotide messenger RNA. RefSeq lists its product as uncharacterized. The coding region runs from base 7 to 1062 and encodes 351 amino acids. Lineage: Eukaryota; Metazoa; Mollusca; Bivalvia; Ostreida; Ostreidae. Gene Ontology annotation, cellular component: tetraspanin-enriched microdomain; immunological synapse; membrane. The record is from RefSeq and is a predicted model, not a curated record. The transcript is spliced from 6 exons.
AUAUUAAUGAAUACUUCAACUGCAUCAACUGAAGAGGGAAAACAUUUUUUCCUGGUCUCUAGAAAUAUAAAUCUAUCAUUAAUUAGGAUUUACAAGGAAGCAGUGACUGAAAAAGGUUUGCCAAAAUUGAAAAUGGACGUUCUGUUUUUUGUUAUUUUCCUCUGUGUGGUCCAUCUGGCUGUCACAAACGACCCAAACAUGUCAAACAUGUGUGGUACUGGCAUUUGCUGCUCUGGUUAUUUCUUCAAAGACAACAUAUGCACAGAAUGUCCUCCUGGGACUUACGGACACAACUGUAGUGAAGAAUGUUCUGAAGGCCGUUAUGGAAGAAAAUGUAAAGAGAAAUGUCCGGAAGAAUGUGCACGCAGUUGUAACAAAAUAACAGGGACAUGUCUAGCAAUCAUCAUUCAAGAUAAUGCUGAGAGUUACUCUGAAGAAACUCCACAUUUGAAGAAUAUUAGCUUUAUCGAGCCUGAUACAAAUACAAACAAUACCAAUAUCAGUAUUGAGAAAAAGAUAGAGGACUUUCUGAAAGAUAAGCUAUGGAUCAUUGCUGGAACCUCUUGUCUUCUUGUUGUCAUUUCAUGCAGUUGUGUUGGACUUUUUUUCCUGUGUAAGGUUUGUAAAGGCAAACGGAAGACAAAUGAGGCAUUGGAUUACGUUACACCAUCCAACCAGAAUCAACAUUCUACGUAUAGCGAAAGGUAUGAAGACCUUGAUAAUAACACCUCAACCAACCCCAUUCUACCCCCACGUGCUAAGAAUUGUAAAGGAACUACAUCCACCACAGAUAAAAAUUAUACAGAUAAACCGGAAGUAGUAUACAGUAAACCAAAACCCAAGAAACGCUACAGUCUGGUCCGGAAGUUAAAGGUGUCUCAAGAAUUAACAUCCCCGGAAGAAGAUUUUGACAGUGACGAGUUUGAUGACUAUACAGAUACUAGUGGCGGUGUAGAAAUUUCCGGAAUCCCAAUGAAUCAGUCAUUCAAAACUUUCCGAUCAUCAGGUAUCAGCAAACAGAACAGAAAAAGGAAAAGCACCAACUAUGGACGCAUUUGGUAGAUUGUAUUCUAAAUCGAAUUUGCAAAACUUUCAUUGUAUUCUUUUUAUACUUAAAAAUAAUUUGCCGAUCUAUUUAUUUUAGUAAAAUACAAACUGACACUUUUGUCUGAAAUAAUGACUCCAACUCUAAUGGUCUAUGUUCCCUCUGCUCCAGUGGACUUUUGCGAGAAAUGCUGAUUUUUACAGUUUUCGGUUUACUUUUCACUAGAACAUUGAACGGAAAUUCUUUUAAGAUAUAAAUAUUUAUUUAUGGAUUACUUCAAUAAACAAAUAAGUUGCCCUUGAAGAAAACGACAACUAACCUACCCUAAUCUUCCGGCCUUCACAUCUUAAUGCCCCUAACACCAUACCUAUGACUACUAAAUAAGUUUUCUUAUCUAUUAUCAAUUCUGUUCGUCCGUACAUGAUACAGGUUUAAUCAUGUCUAAUUUAAUCGUAAUCUAUCAAAGUCAGCGCUUCUCGCAAAAGUCCAAUAAUAUUUGUAUUGUUUAAUGGAAAUUUGAGUUUGAAUACUGUUUGUUGUCCCAAUAAAUAUCAUAAUUCAUCAUAAUUUAAAGUGAUAUAAGCAUACUAAAUAUUAUGAAAAAUCACCUAAAAUCAAUAAAAGUCUUCUAUAGAUACUU